AUGGGAGGACAUGAGAACGCUAAGGGCGAGCGACCGACCCGUGGAAGUGCGUCGAAGGACGGAGGAGAGCAAAAGCGAGAGGAACGGGGUACACCGGCCGAUGGAGAGGGCGACGAGGGAACAACGAUGAUACCUGGGCGGUUAUGGUGGCAAGAAGGAAAUGUGGCAGAACACGCACCAGAAUAUCAGGGACCCCUUUGUAGUGUGGGCAGGACGGCCGUAUCGCAACUCGAAAUAGUGGGCCAUAGGUGUGAAGGACUGCUAGAUACGGGGGCGCCCAGAAGCUUUAUUCGCCCGACUAUUGUGGAACGACUGGGUUUGAAGGCACGCAUUCUGCCGGAGGCGUACUCCUUCACAAUAGCCAACGGUGAAGUUACACUCAUCGAUAGGGAGGUACCAAGAUUGUCGAUGCUUUGCGGGGGAGAGUGCUUCACUGGAGAUUUCCUGGUAGGACCAAUACCGUAUUCUGUUAUUCUCGGGAUUGAUUGGCUAGUCAACCACAAGGUGGCGUGGUAUUUCCAAUCACAAGCUCAAGCUCAGGACAUAUGUAAAUGGGCGGUGGUGCGAUCUGCCAGUAUUGCCGACACGGGGCAUACUGGUCGACUCGGAACCAAUCAAAACGGCGGCGGACCACGCUUACGACGAACUGACUAA
Molecule: messenger RNA, 654 nt
Organism: Eimeria mitis
Lineage: Eukaryota; Apicomplexa; Conoidasida; Eucoccidiorida; Eimeriidae
Exons: 1
Coding region: 1-654 (217 amino acids)
Biological process (GO): proteolysis
Molecular function (GO): aspartic-type endopeptidase activity
Source: RefSeq, a predicted model, not a curated record